This is a messenger RNA of Penicillium longicatenatum, 1251 nucleotides long. Its product is annotated as SDR family oxidoreductase. The record is from RefSeq and is a predicted model, not a curated record. The transcript has 4 exons. The coding region runs from base 1 to 1251 and encodes 416 amino acids. NCBI's taxonomy places the organism in Eukaryota, Fungi, Ascomycota, Eurotiomycetes, Eurotiales, Aspergillaceae.
AUGGGCGACUCCAAUCAUGCCAUCGUGUUUGGCGCAUCCGGCCUCAUUGGUUGGGCUCUGGUAAACCAACUUUUGAGUGCCUACCCUGAUGCCGGCACUUUUUCCAAAGUCACCGCGAUAACAAACCGCCCGAUUACCCUCUCUGAAUCUCAUUGGCCUACAUCGGCCCCAGACAGACCAGACCUGCAACUCGUGUCAGGCAUCGACCUUCGUCACGGCGAUGGCGCUACAUUGGCAGAGACUCUUAAACACGCAGUCCGAGAAGUUGAAAGUGUAACCCAUAUCUAUUACCUUGUUUUCACCGCGGUUAAGGACGAAAGUGAGGAAUUCGCCACCAAUCUGCGAAUGUUCAAGAAUGUCAUCGAUGCCCACGGCUUGAUAAGUCCCAACUUGCAAUUCGUGGUGGUCCCUGGCGGAACGCGGGGAUACGGUAUAUACAGUCCCGGGGGCACAUUCACUCCUCCCUUGACCGAGGGUAUGGUGAACAGGCUUCCGAUCGAAGCCGCAAAGACAAUUGUUUACCCAGCAUACCGCAAGCUUCUCAAUGAAAAGAGCAAGGGAAAGCAAUGGACAUGGUGCGAAGUCUGUCCAGACGCAAUUGUUGGUUUCACUCCCAAUGGUUCCCAGUUCAGCUUAGCACUACAUUGGGCUCAGUACCUAUCACUAUGGGCUUACAACCAUGGGAUUGGACCUGAAACACCAGGGUCCAGCACAAGUGCCGUGCAGGUACCAUUCCCUGGUAGUGUGGCCGGCGCCAACUCGCUGUUCACUCCAGUAUCAAGCAGCACACUUGCCCGGUUCAUGAUAUAUGCUUCACUGCAUCCUGAGAUAUGUGGUGAGGGUCACUUGUUUAAUAUCGCUGAUAACGAGAAUCCUUGCAAGUAUGGUGAGCUGUGGCCCCAACUAGCAAGUUGGUUCGGCCUGGUGGGUGUGGGACCCGUCGAGGACUCACAAGCCAUUGGUGAUACUUUGAAGGCAGGCGAGCUACCCAAAACCACUGAAUUCUUGACGCCUGGAGAGUAUAUCACCGAGCAUCAGGAUAAGUUUGCAGCGCUUGGGCGGGUGAAUGCUGUUAGUGGAGGCGUUAGUGCUGGAAGGCGGCAGCUUGAUAGUGUGGGCUACUGGUUGACUUUUGACCGGCAACUCAGUUUGGAGAAAAUUAGGGGUACAGGAUUUGAAGGGGACAGAGAUCAUGUUCAGGGAUGGCUGGAAACUUUUGAGAUGUUUAGGAAGGCAGGAUUGAUACUAUGA